CAGACACAGAGAGAGGGAGAGAGGAUAAAUCCCCUCAAAAUUGAGCAGCCUUGGAGGUAGCAUAUCGCAUCUUGACUGUCUGCUUGGUGAGCUGUCUUAGAAGUUGUACCGGGCACGAUCAGUUUCUUGAUCCAACAUGUUCUCCUCCUCCGCUGCCGCCACGUUCCUCGUGCUUGGUGUAAUAUCCUCGGCAGCGUGGGCGGUGUUCCGAUGGCGAAAGGCUCAACACGCAGCCCUUGACCCGGCAGUUUCUCGACUGUACAGAGACAUCACGCCGCUGCGUCUGGAUUGGAAAUCCAAAGAGCAGAUCCAAAAUGCGCCGUUGAAAGGCACCUACCACCUUACGAUGGCGUUGCAGACGUGCUCGUUCGACGAGAUGAUCGAUAUGGACAAGACAUACAUGGACAAAGUCAUGCUCCGACGGCAGAUUCUCAAAUCCGAAACCAGGACCGCCACGCAGGCUAAUCCAGUCGCCUCCAACGCUGUCCAUGAGCUGUACGAAUGGAUGUUCGGCGUCUACCUUCCGCAGCGAUAUCCGACGAUGUUCUCUCGCCUGGACGAGAAAGGCGUGCUUCACAACAUCGCCUUGAAUGAGUACAUACCGCUCACGCCGCCGUUAGACCCUGUGGAGUGCCUCACGAUCCUAGGGUCACACGUUGACACGGACUUCCUUCUCCUUCUGCCUGUCGCAGAUCCCAAGGCCAGACCGACCCGGGCCCUUCCAACGCCAAAUCCAGCCUUUCCGUACCAUCUCCACGCCUACGUUGUCUGCUUCCCGUCGGGCUUCGACAUGAAGCAAAAGUUCGGGCUGCCUCUUGCCGCCAUUCACCGGCCCGUGCCCGGGUACGCGCAGAAGCUGGAGAAAUCCAUGGACCGCUUCUUCACCACCCUUCCGUUCGGCAAGGUGGUCAAAAGGGCAAAUUGGGCCAUCCAACAGGGUCCGGCACUGUUCAAACCCAGCGGCAACCACUUGGCCACGACGCUCAAGCCGGAGACGAUGGCGCCGCCUAAACACGAGCCCACGGAGCAAGAGUUGAAGGAGUGGGCAGAGGACGCCGAGAAGGUCGUUCCUGAAGAAUGCAUGUUGAGAAGCGAGAGGCAGACCUUGCAUCGGUUGGAGAGGUCUGGCGCGUUGGUGUUUGCGUUCAAAACAUAUCUGUAUCCCCUGCCAGAGGUCAAGGCGGCGGGCUUGGGCGAAGACCUGGCCGAUUCCGCCGAAGGUCUGUGGAAAGGAAGUGUGCCGGCGAUGGCAGUGUAUAAGCGGGGCGUGGUAUGGGCUCGCAAAGUCGUAGAAUACUUAAGAGCACCGUAGCUGAUGUGCGGACACUUAAUCUAAGGAGGAUCAUACGGUUCAUGGCAAUAGAUGGGGAAGCUAGAUGAAUGUGAAAAGGGACGUCUUUUGUUCCCGGUUACGCAUGAAAACGAAAAAUGC
Verruconis gallopava is the source of this 1432-nucleotide messenger RNA. RefSeq lists its product as uncharacterized. Lineage: Eukaryota; Fungi; Ascomycota; Dothideomycetes; Venturiales; Sympoventuriaceae. Bases 137 to 1312 code for a protein of 391 amino acids. The transcript has 3 exons. The record is from RefSeq and is a predicted model, not a curated record.